AUGAGUCCAGGGAAAGCAGCGAUCACUCGUGUCGGCGGCAAGGCCGUAGGCCCUGUUGGAUUCGGCAUGUUAGGAUUGACGAAGCCGUGGGCCCCUGUCGAGUAUCCCAUUGCUGUGAAGGUCUUGAGGACGGCAUUAGAGCAAGGUGCGAAUCUUUGGAAUGGCGGUGUGCACUAUGGAACUCCCGAGGCAAAUUCUCUGCAUCUUGUCAAACACUAUUUCGAACAGUAUCCCGAAGAUGCUAGCAAGGUCGUUCUCAGUAUCAAAGGCGCAUUUGGGAUGAAGACCGGGCCAGACGGCAGCCCGGAAGGUAUCCGCGCUUCCGUCGAAGACGCUCUCAAAGUGCUGGGUGGUACUAAGACUAUUGACGUCUUCGAAUGCGCGCGGGUCGACCCUAAAGUCCCCGUUGAGACCUCGAUAAAGGCAUUGGCCGAACUUGUAAAAGAGGGCAAAAUUGGCGGUAUCGGUCUGAGCGAGGUCAGCGCAAACACAAUCCGCAAAGCCUACGCAGUGCAUCCUAUCUCGGCCGUCGAGAUCGAGCUAAGCUUAUUCACGCCCGAUCCUCUUCAUAACGGCGUUGUGGAUACUUGCCAUGAACUCGGUAUCCCUAUCGUAGCCUACAGCCCCAUCAGCCGCGGGUGGCUAACCGGCCAGCUUCGCAAGCUAGACGACCUCCCGCAGAACGACUUCCGCCGCAUGCUGCCGCGCUUCCAACCUGAGGUCUUCGACCAGAACUUCAAGCUCGUUGAGGAGGUGGAGCAGAUCGCCAAACGUAAAGGUGUCACGACGGCGCAGGUGGCUAUCGGGUGGGUGAUUCGCCAGGGGGCCAUACCUAUUCCCGGCUCUGCUCGGGUCGAGCGAGUUGUUGAAAAUACGAAAGCUGCCGAGCUGACAGACGAGGAGUUGGCUGAGAUUCAAAGGAUUCUUGACGCAUUGCCCGUUAGUGGAGAACGCUACGGGGGUACGCAGGAGAAGUUUCUUAAUGCGUAG
Messenger RNA from Daldinia vernicosa, 990 nucleotides. Its product is annotated as Aldo/keto reductase. The record is from RefSeq and is a predicted model, not a curated record. The coding region runs from base 1 to 990 and encodes 329 amino acids. NCBI's taxonomy places the organism in Eukaryota, Fungi, Ascomycota, Sordariomycetes, Xylariales, Hypoxylaceae. The transcript is spliced from 4 exons. Gene Ontology annotation, cellular component: cytoplasm.